Phalaenopsis equestris is the source of this 2269-nucleotide messenger RNA. Its product is annotated as probable serine/threonine-protein kinase PBL19. The record is from RefSeq and is a predicted model, not a curated record. Gene Ontology annotation, molecular function: protein kinase activity; ATP binding. Gene Ontology annotation, biological process: protein phosphorylation. The transcript is spliced from 4 exons. The coding region runs from base 726 to 2045 and encodes 439 amino acids. Lineage: Eukaryota; Viridiplantae; Streptophyta; Magnoliopsida; Asparagales; Orchidaceae.
UCCCAGCUCACCCCUCUGGAAUAUUGCGGAGUCUGAAGUAUAGUUGUGUAAAGGAACUGAAAUUGCACGACACAGGGCAGCAAGGAGCAAACAAAAGCUUCUUUUUUAUUCUAUUUUCUGCUCUCAUUUGUUAAUCUCCCGAGUACCGACUUGGUAGAUGGCGACGCGGGGGAUCAGAGACUUUAUGAAAGCGUGCUGAUUGAGGAGAAUAUAUCAAAGUGAGCUGGUGAAGGAAAAAGGACAGUGGAAUGAAGUUUUCAAAGUUUUUCUUUCUGUUUUUUCCUUCGCGGGCUUUGGGUCUACGCUUGAUUUAGACUCUCUUCUGGUUUAGAUAACUGCUCCGCUUUCUUUCUUCUCCUGCAUCCUCAUCUGCGCUGCUUCUUUUCUUCCUUUCCUCCACUUUAUUUAUUGGUUCGGAUGAAUUUAAUCAGAAAAUUAGCAUUUUGAUGCUGUUUCCACCUCUUGUUUUGCUAUUUUGCUGAUUUCCUUUGAAAGCUCCAUUUUUUUCCCUUCAGGCGAAUUUGAUCGCUUACCUCGAGGGAUCCUAUGUUUGUAUUUGUAUAUGUUUUCUUUGCUAUGUUUAAUUUCUUGGUUACUUAGUUCUCCAGCCUUAUUGAUUUUCUUUGAUUUUUAGCCCCUAACAAUAGUUUGUAACUAGAUCCUAGACAUCGGCCAUGUCGAUCUAGAUAUAAUCCCUUAAAAACGCCAUCUUUAUUUUCCGUAGUAUGGGUUGUUUCUUGUACUUCAGAGGGAGAAGCAGGAACAAAUGGAAGUACGCCCCUGAGACAACUAGGGCAUCUUCUUGCUCUUCAAAGAAAGAAACUUUCAAGCCUGACGAUUCACUGAUCACAGCUCCAACAAGCAAAUCUUUGAGCUCUACGGCAUCGCCACGGAGCCUUCCUUCUUUGUACGAGGAGAGGGGGCAGAACUUGAGAGUUUUUGAGCUCAAGGAGCUUAGGGCUGCUACUAAUGAUUUCAGUAGGUUGUUGAAGAUUGGGGAAGGAGGAUUUGGUGGCGUUUACAAAGGCUUUAUCAAGCCUCCAAAUGGUAUUGGAGAAAGGAUUACAGUGGCUGUUAAGAUCCUCAACCAGAAUGGUUUGCAGGGGCAUAAGCAAUGGCUGGCAGAAGUGCAGUUUCUUGGAGUUGUUGAUCACCCAAAUCUUGUAAAACUCAUUGGAUACUGUGCUGUUGAUGGUGAAAGAGGGCUGCAAAGACUGCUGGUCUAUGAAUUUAUGCCCAACAAUAGCUUAGAUUAUCAUUUAUUCAGCAGAGCUCUGCCUCACAUUCCCUGGAAUAUAAGGCUCCAAAUAGCUUUAGGUGCUGCAGAAGGGCUGUUAUAUCUGCAUGAAGGAUUGGAAGUUCAGGUGAUAUAUCGUGAUUUCAAGGCGUCCAACGUGCUAUUAGACGAGGAAUUCAAACCCAAAUUAUCAGACUUUGGUUUAGCAAGGGAAGGUCCUACAGGAGAAGAAACUCAUGUAUCGACGGCGGUGAUGGGUACCCACGGCUAUGCAGCUCCCGAUUAUAUCGAGACCGGCCAUCUAACUUCAAAAAGCGAUGUUUGGAGCUUUGGCGUCGUCCUCUAUGAACUCAUCACCGGAAGGCGGUCGAUGGAGCGAAACCGUCCUAAAAACGAGCAGAAGUUGCUGAACUGGGUGAAGCAAUUUCCAGCCGAGAGCAAGCAGUUUAGAACGAUAAUGGAUCCAAGAAUGAAUAAUCAGUACUCCAUGAGUGGAGCGAGGGCGGUCGCGAAGCUCGCAGAUAGGUGCCUCUCUAAACAUGCGAGGGAUCGGCCGAAGAUGAGCGAGGUGGUGGAGACUCUGAAACAGGCAUUGAAGCUCAAAGAGGAGGAUGGAAAGGAGGAGCCUUUUGAAGAGGAAGCGAAUGCCGCUGCCGUCGCCGCUCAUUCGGAGAGUGAGAAGGAGAAUCAGAGGGGGGAUUUGUUGUCGGCGAGGAGAAGAAUGCUUCAUCUGGCGAAACUGGCGCAGAGCACUAAUGUGGUGGGAAGGAAGAAGCUUGGACAAAUUGCGGGAGGUAAUCCAUCAUAGCCAUGCGUUAACUAACUGGAAUUUGGAAAGCUGCUUUUUUUUUUUUUUUUUUUUUUUAAAAACAAUUUUCUCAUAUUUAAAUGUUUGAUAGAGAGCUCAUGGGUCAUCGCAGUCAAUGAUCAUAAUGGAUGAAAAUUAGGUGCAGGUGAACCCAAGGCUUGUAAUUUUUCUUUUCCUUUUUUUCGUAGGUUAUUGUAAACUCCUUGGCGACUGUACUAUUUAUU